AUGACCGCAGUACGAACUCUAUUUCAACUUCAACGAUGGCUUGGCAUCUGGAAGUGGCAGGAUGAAAAUGAUACCUGGAGCUGGAUGAAGCGCAUCUACCCUUUCGUAUUGCACCUGCCAUUGACUUUCACCCAAAUUGCGCUGAUGUGGCUUGAGGUCAUAACCUCCACUGACUUGGAACAGGCGGGCAGAGUGAUGUACAUGUCGCUGACACAGCUGCCAUUACUCAUUAAGAUCAUCAACAUCUGGUAUAGGCGAGAGGAAGCUUACAAUUUCAUGGAGGAGCUGGAGAAGUUUGUUGAGCCGGAAGAUGUAAGGUUGCUGGAACGCGAGGAACGUCACUUUGGACGCAUCUACUACUCGUAUCUUGGCGGUGCCAUCAUUGUGGCAUUAUGUGGUUUCUUUAGCGUGUUCCUGCAGGAUACAUAUGAACUGCCCUUCGGCUACUACGUACCCUUUGAGUGGCAGAAUUCCCAGGGCUACUUCUAUGCUUGGGGCUACAAUGUAUUGGCCAUGACUGUGUGCUGCCUUUCCAAUACCCAACUGGACUCGUUGGGUUGCUAUUUCAUGUUCAAAAUUGGUCUGCUCUACCGCAUGCUGAACAUCCGGCUGCUGGCCUUGCAACACGAGUCGGAAACAAAGGCUCUUCCAGAGUUGCAACACGUCUUUCAGCGUUACACGAGAGUGCGUCUUCUUACCCGGCAAUGCGAGCUCCUCGUGUCUCCUUAUGUGCUCUCCCAGGUGGUGCUAAGUGCCUUCAUUCUCUGCUUUAGCGGCUAUCGUUUAGUUCAAAUGGGCUGGCAACAGAAUCCGGGUCUCUUUUUGGCCACUCUGCAGUUUGUGGCCGUGAUGAUCGUUCAGAUCUUUCUGCCUUGCUAUUACGGCAAUCAGUUAACCGUCCAUGCGAAUCAGUUAACAAAUAGCGUAUUCAAUACCAAUUGGCUGGAGUAUUCGGUGCAGACGCGCAAGGAACUCAUCUGUUACAUGGAGUUCCUCAAGCGUCCUGUCAAAGUACGUGCUGGCAUCUUCUUUGAAAUCGGUUUGCCCAUUUUCAUGAAGACCAUAAACAAUGCUUACACCUUCUUUGCACUGCUGCUCAAUCUAUCAAAGUAA
This is a messenger RNA of Drosophila innubila, 1113 nucleotides long. It is a transcript of the gene Or94b, whose product is annotated as odorant receptor 94b. Gene Ontology annotation, cellular component: plasma membrane. Gene Ontology annotation, biological process: detection of chemical stimulus involved in sensory perception of smell; sensory perception of smell. The coding region runs from base 1 to 1113 and encodes 370 amino acids. The transcript has 2 exons. The record is from RefSeq and is a predicted model, not a curated record. Lineage: Eukaryota; Metazoa; Arthropoda; Insecta; Diptera; Drosophilidae. Gene Ontology annotation, molecular function: odorant binding; olfactory receptor activity.